This is a messenger RNA of Physcomitrium patens, 2939 nucleotides long. RefSeq lists its product as uncharacterized. NCBI's taxonomy places the organism in Eukaryota, Viridiplantae, Streptophyta, Bryopsida, Funariales, Funariaceae. The record is from RefSeq and is a predicted model, not a curated record.
AGUCUGGAUGUAUCUGCUACCUUCGGGGAAGGUGGGGAAGAGGAAGAGCAACAUCGUCUACUCUUUUGGGAAGCAGACCCAGCUGGAGAAGGUCAGCAGCAACUGAUACCUGGCUACGAACGAUCAGCCUCUGCCACCGAGCAUCCAGGAAAAGUGGAAGGGCAAUCCAAACGAGGGGGUGGUGAGGGAACAUCCAAGGAGAGGAGAGUGCGUGCGCGAGCAAGUGAUCCCUCCGGCAAGAAAAGUCCUCCAGAGGCCGAAAGAAUCCGACCAGCCCGAGCUGCACGAUCCUCUGGAGGGAAGGACCGACACAGCAAAGUUAACACAGCGAAAGGACCUAGGGAUCGAAGAGUUCGGCUUUCAGUCCCCACUGCUGUACAAUUCUACGAUGUGCAAGACCGGCUCGGCUUCGACCAGCCCAGCAAAGCAGUGGAAUGGCUGAUCAAGAAUGCCAAAGCCGCCAUUGAUGAGCUUGCACAGGUUCCGCCCAUGCGACAGGAAGAUCCUGCAGUCCCGGCCGAGCAUCAACCCCAGACUACAAGCUCCACCGUCUCCACCUUCUCAGCCUGCCCCCCCGAGGUCCCCGCUGCCCCCUUGUUAGAAUCCCCAGGCACAUCUUAUGGGACUUACGACAGUCAUGGGCAGUCAGCAAUGGUAUCCCCCUUCGGCCACACUAGUCACGGAAUGGAAACAGCCAUGGAGCUUCACCAUCAGCACCACCACCUCGGAGGCCAUGGCGGCUACGGUCCGAAUUUGGCACGAGAACAACAAGCUGGAUUGUAUUGGGGAGGAAGCAUCAGCGACGUUCAUUCAGGAGGGAGCUCCGGCGCUGCCCGCGUGGAGUCUCGAGCCAAAGCUCGAGAAAGAGCUCGGGAGCGAGCUAAGGAGAAACACAUUUCCGAGAGGGAUCCAGCUUCAGGAAGAAUCCCUUCAACUUACGUUCCCCAUCACGGACCAUCAUCCGCAUCUGCAGGGGCGCAGCAGCAUCCCCAUCUCGCGGUGCAGGGUCAAUCACUUUAUUCGAAUCUCCCAUCGCAGGUGACCAGCGCGCUCCAGCAUCCAUUUCAAGCAUCUCCUGCCUUCCAAGCUGGUAUCAAUCCACCCUUACGGCCACCUCCUCCCCCUGCUGCCCCUCCUUACAACGCACCCAGCUAUAAUUUACCUGAGGCUUUUUUUGCAUAUGGUGGGCAUUACAAUCCUACCUCUUACAACCAAGCCGAGCCACCCUUGCAGCAGCAGCAGCAAGGCCCAUCGGUCUCCCAUUAUUUUGUGGAAAAUCCUCUACCACCCAGCCGUUUCAGCAUCGCCUCGCAGGGAAGCAUUAGCACUAACUCUAUGAUGUUCUCUGGGCUAACUCAUGUCCCUGCAUCCUCUCUCCGAGCCAGCCCUUUCGGCAGCUUAAUUAGCGAGCAGCAACCUCUCAAUUAUUCCAGCAGCAGCUUUCCAUCCCCAACAGGGUAUCAAUUUCCACCCUCUUAUGUGUCAAGUUCUCACCGGCCACCGCCGCCGUCCUCUUCCUCAUUACUAGGUCCACCCCCCUUGGGCAGCAGCCUUCGUCUAUCUCAAGGCACGAUGGAGUACACCCACUCGAGAAUUCGACUUGGACAAGGGCAAGCUCAGGGACAUGGUCAGUUCGAGCACAGGAGCUACAACCAGGCACCUCAUAGCUUAGACCCCAGCUUCUACACACCUCAGAUACCUGCCAGAUUACAGGGGCUUGAGGAGCUUGAAGAGGAGUUCAAGCCUUGAGCUUGAGGAGGAGCCUGGAAGAGGGCCUAGAGUUUUCGAACAGGAUUCUCUGACCAUGCCAGCAAGUGUACAUCUUCAACCUCCCUUACUCGUUUGGAGAUCCACUCAUGAAAAGGGAUUGUCGAUUUACUGUCAUUCAAUAAAAUCCCGUAGAUUUUGCAGUUAUAGAGCUGCUUUAAUCAACCGAUCGACCUCAAAGGAUGGGUAGGGCGAGUGGGGAGGCAUAUUGGUGGCGACCCAGUGAUAUAAGCUGCUGCAAUAAGACUGACCUCAGAUUGUGGGAGAAGCAAUAAACAAAAUCCAAAAACGGCUGUCUACAUUGGAUGCGCAGGCAUAGCAUAUUGUUUUCGGGACUCAAUAAGCUCAAUAAUCUUGCCUCAUGCAUUGCAUGCGAAGGAAUCAAUCCAUGUACAUACCCGCGUAGAGACUCAUUGUAACAUAGCAAUUGAUGCUGCUGGGGGAGGAGGAUGAUUUCCCAUUUGGUGUAUGUUUUUUUAAACAUUCUUUCAGAGUGGCCAACCAGGCUUUUCGCAUCGCCUGCAGGAGGUUCCGGCACUACAAUUCGCAGAGCCAGGCCAGCCCAGCCCUUAUCCCCCUUUCCAUAUUGUCUAGGUGCUUGUGACAAGUCACACCGCCGCGCCCGGUGGUGCCGUUACAGUCACUUCUGUAGUCCUUCUCUGAUGCCUUUGCUUGAAGACCUCGGGGUGCAGAGAAGGAUCUCUCCUGGGUUUCAACGAGUGGAGCUCCCCAGAUGCUUCUAGCUGCCGCGUCUUCGACGAGAUGGGCUUGGCGGCGUCGAGGAGGAUUAGACUGUCCAUGCUUUUUAUGGCCACAAACUGCACAUUCUGUUUCAAUAAGAUAAAAUAAAAUAAAAUAAAAAAAACAAGCUGUGACAUGAGCUAUCAUGGAUGGAUCAAUGGUGAGAGGAGGUAAAUGGAUCCUAAGCUCACGACUCCGCCGAAGCCUGCCCGAAUCAUGCUUUCAUACUGAGGCUUUAGGUGUUGCUAGAAAGCUCACAAAUUGAUAGGUCACCUAGAAUUUCACUAUCUGGAUCAGAGCCCUUUUUUCUUCCCUUUCUUUUCUUUCUUCUGUUCUUUUUAUUGUUUGCUAGCUUUCUUGUACAUCACGUCAUCGGCGCUGCGCUUUGAGCAUUGGAAGAAAAUCAUUGUACGGUUACAUGUUUUGUUGCA